AUGUCUGCCACCGCUUCUGCUGAACACAAGAAACUCUUCACUCCCUUGACUUUGGGUGUUCGGGACUCUCCAAAUUUCAAACUUGCUCGCAUCACUCUCUCUCAUCGAGUCGUCAUGGCUCCACUCACUCGUUGCCGUGCUUUGAAUGGAGAUUGCGAACAUACCGAUUUCGGAGUUGAAUAUUACUCUCAAAGAGCAUCAAAGGGUGGAUUAAUUAUUGCAGAGGCCACUCAAAUUACUCCUCAGGGACAAGGUUAUCCCAAUACUCCAGGAAUUUAUUCACAGCAACAAAUUGAAGCUUGGAAAAAGAUUACGGAAAGUGUUCAUCAGAAGGGAGGUUUCAUCUUUUUGCAAUUGUGGCAUGUCGGAAGACAACGUUAUGCUCAAAGUGUGUCCUCGUCGGAAGUUGGAAUUAAAAAUGCAAAAUCAUUUAAUUGGGAAACCAAUGAAUAUGUAGUGCCAGAAACUCCAAAAAGUUUAACAAUAGAAGAAAUUAAGGAAAUUAUCAAGCAAUACAAGCAAGCAGCAAUGAAUGCAAAAUUGGCUGGAUUUGAUGGUGUCGAAUUGCAUGCAGCUAAUGGUUAUCUCGUCGAUCAAUUCCUCCAAGAUGGUGUCAACAAGCGUAAUGACGAAUAUGGUGGUUCCAUUGAAAAUCGUCUUCGUUUCAUGCGAGAAGCCAUCGAAGCCGUUAUCGAAGGUUUCGAUCAUGAAUCCCAUCGAGUCGGUAUUCGUCUCUCUCCAAGCGGAGUGUUCUUAGAAAUUUCCGAUUCCAAUCCCAAUGCUCUCUUCUCAGCUGCUGUGAAAGCAUUAGAUUCCUACGACCUGGCUUACAUUCAUCUUGUUGAGCCACGUGUCGUUGGAGGAGCUCUCAAUGACAAUGGAGAAGCUGAGGCUCAACCUGUUGUGGCAACUCGAGAUUUGAAACCCUUAACAAAAAUUCCAAUAAUUUCUGCAGGUGGAUUUAAUGCACAAACAGCAUUGCAAGUGGUGGAAGAAGGAGUGACGGAUAUGAUUGCUUUUGGAAGGUAUUUUAUUUCAAAUCCAGAUUUACCAGAGAGAAUUAAGAGAGGAGUGGAAUUUAGCAAGUAUGAUCGAUCGACUUUUUACGGAUCGAAGGAUGUGAAAACUGGAUAUACGGAUUAUCCAUUUUAUCAAUUUUAA
Messenger RNA from Naegleria lovaniensis, 1161 nucleotides. RefSeq lists its product as uncharacterized. Gene Ontology annotation, molecular function: FMN binding; oxidoreductase activity. The coding region runs from base 1 to 1161 and encodes 386 amino acids. Lineage: Eukaryota; Heterolobosea; Eutetramitea; Acrasida; Naegleriidae. The transcript is spliced from 2 exons. The record is from RefSeq and is a predicted model, not a curated record.